GCUCAGAGAGGGCGCGUUGGGGCUGCCGCGGGGAAGCCGCCGACGCCGCAGCGAGGCCUGCCGAGGGGGCGGGGCCUACCGGGAAGGGGCGGGGCGAGCCGAGUCGGGCGGCGGCGGACCGGCAGCCUGCCGGGUGGACGGCGACGGGGGGACGGGCCGGGCCCGGCCGGGCGCGCGCCGUGCCGCCGCCAUGACAGAGCAGACCUACUGUGACCGCCUGGUCCAGGACACACCUUUCCUAAUGGGCCAGGGAAGCCUCAGUGAGCAGCAGGUGGACAGGAUUGUCCUCCAGCUGAAUCGUUACUACCCUCAGAUCCUCAGCAACAAGGAUGCAGAGAAGUUCCGGAACCCCAAGGCGUCCCUGCGCGUGCGGCUCUGUGACCUCCUGGGCCAUCUGCAGCGGAGCGGCGAGCGGGACUGCCAGGAGUUCUACCGGGCCCUGUACAUCCACGCCCAGCUACUGCACAGUCGCCUGCCCAGCCGGCUCAGCCCGCAGAACUCAGAUUGCACAGAGCUAGACUCAGGCACCGUGGGCCGCGAGCUCAGUGACAGGGGGCCCGUGGCCUUCCUGGCCUGCCUCGGCCUGGCCGCGGGGCUGGCGCUCCUCGUCUACUGCGGCCCUCCAGACCCCAAGGUGCUGCCGGGGGCCCGGCGUGUCCUGGGCUUCUCCCCCAUCAUUGUCGACAGGCACGUCAGCCGCUUCCUGCUGGCCUUCCUCACAGACGACCUGGGAAGGCUCUGACGCCCCCGCCCGCCCGCCUGGGGGCCUGCCGCUUCUUUUCUAAAUGCUUGUUUUUCACUAUUUGUACUUUUUUAAGAAAGUUACCUUCACCUGACAAAGGUACUCAACAAUAUUAAAUGUUGGAGUCUUGUCCUUUU
This is a messenger RNA of Mirounga angustirostris (Northern elephant seal), 879 nucleotides long. RefSeq names its product caspase recruitment domain family member 19 (gene CARD19). NCBI's taxonomy places the organism in Eukaryota, Metazoa, Chordata, Mammalia, Carnivora, Phocidae. Gene Ontology annotation, cellular component: mitochondrion. Bases 191 to 742 code for a protein of 183 amino acids. The record is from RefSeq and is a predicted model, not a curated record. The transcript has 6 exons.